ACAAGCCGUGCCUUGAGCGCCGCCGCGUAAACAAUCACCAUGUACUUAUGAUAACGCGGCGAUCGAGAAACGUGUUUAUUUCGAAUUUAAAAUAUAAUUUCAAAACGCGGUGUGUCUUUGUGAACGUCUAGAGUAUUUUUUAACUAGUUUUUAUAAUAUAUCGCGAGUACAAAAUUUAAUUCCAUUGCCUUCUUGCAUAUAAAUAGUGAUAGGAAAGCUUGAUAUAAGUAGAUAGUCGCGCUAGCUAGAUAUUUAGAGGAAUAGGAAUUUUUUACUGAAAGAUUUAAUAAAAUAGCACAAAUGUCGCUGAUCUGUGGAGAACAAUUAUUUUCAGACGCCGCCGGGCCGCUCAUUUCCGAUCCAAUUUUGAGUUUAUACAAAUCACCAUUAGCAGGAUGUGCAUUUCUCACGUACUUCAACCCGGACAGCGCUUCGAGCGCACAAACAGCCCUCCAUGAAAAACGAACGUUACCAGGGAUGAAUCGGGCGAUACAGGUGAAACCAGCAGAUAGUGAAAACAGGGGAGAUCGGAAACUGUUCGUUGGGAUGCUCAGCAAACAACAGAGCGAGGAAGAUGUCCGCCAGUUAUUUACGCCGUUCGGUACAAUAGAAGAGUGUUCCAUAUUACGAGGUCCCGACGGUUCUAGUAAAGGCUGCGCGUUCGUCAAGUUCAGCUCACACCAGGAAGCGCAGCAGGCCAUCACACAACUACACGGAAGUCAGACCAUGCCGGGAGCGUCUUCAAGUCUCGUGGUCAAGUUCGCGGACACUGAGAAGGAGCGACAGUUGAGACGCAUGCAGCAGAUGGCCGGCAACAUGAGUCUCCUGAACCCCUUCGUGUUCAACCAGUUCGGGACCUACGGCACUUACGCACAAGUCAUUUCUGAACAGCAACAAGCAGCGCUGAUGGUGGCUGCAACAGCACAGGGCUACAUCAGCCCAAUGACAGCGCUCGCGUCGCAUGCUCUCAAUGGAAUGACUAAUUCUGUCGUGCCUCCGACCUCUGAGAACUUCUCGGGUCUUGCAAUAGGCACUGGUGGUGGGCAGCCUUUAAAUGGUUCCCUGCCGUCUCUGCCCUCUCCGACGAUGCCUGGCUUCAAUAUGGCAGCUCAGACUGCUAACGGACAACAACCUCCACAAGAGGCAGUCUUUACCAACGGCAUACACCAGACCUUUACUGGCCCUGUACCAGUGACAGCUCAGGGUCUGCCAAAUGGAGAAGCUGCAGCCCUGCAGCACGCGGCCUACACCGGCAUGCCGCCAUUCCCCGGAGUCGCUUAUCCAGCAGUAUAUGGACAGUUUCCGCAACCGAUACCGCCCCCGAUGUCGACUAUAGCACCGGCGCCGAGAGAAGAUUUUCUUGUGUUCCCAGGAUGCUCCAUCUCGGGGCCCGAGGGCUGCAAUCUAUUCAUCUACCACUUGCCCCAGGAGUUUGGUGAUGCAGAACUGAUGCAGAUGUUUUUGUCAUUUGGGAACGUCAUCAGCAGCAAGGUUUUCAUCGACCGUGCCACCAAUCAGAGCAAAUGCUUUGGAUUCGUAUCGUUCGACAACCCUGCAUCAGCACAGGCAGCGAUCCAAGCCAUGAACGGCUUCCAGAUCGGUAUGAAGCGAUUGAAGGUUCAGCUGAAGAGACCUAAGGAUGCCCACCGACCUUACUAACACGAGAUCCCGUCCGCACGCGUCUACUCUGUGCCCCCGUGGGCCACCGUUGGAGAUAUUCCACGACGCGUCGUAUGCCACAUUUACAAGGAAUUUAAGAUAAAUAUGCAUUUUAGAGAAUAACAGGUUCUAUAUCAAACUAACAAACAAAAUGGAAGCCCACCCGGCGAGUAUACUAUAUUAGUUACAGUAAUUUAUUAAUGUCUAUUGAUCAUUGCGUAGGAAAGCUUCAUUAUUAUCAUUAAUUAAUCAUUAAAUUACUCUAUUACUUAUUAUAUACAAUUUAUUAAAUUUGAUUAAAUUAUUAUUAUUAUUAUUAUAAAUGACACGUUAUAAAAUUUUGUCAUUCGUAAUCAUACUUCUACAUCUAAGUACUUAAAUGUUUAACUUGAAACUUUUAACUUACACUAGUUAUUUGCUUGAACUAAGCCAAACUGAAUUUAUUAAGUAAGUUGAAAAUGUAAGGAAAAUGUAUUUUAUUGUAUAUUAAAAACAUUAUUGUGAGGUUGUAGUGCCGCAUGUAUCUUUACAGAGUUGUUGUUUUAUAGAUGGCGCUAAAUUAAUGCGGCGUGGUUUUGGUUUUAUUAGUAGGGAUUUCGGAUAAAGAUACUGCGUGCGCGACAACCAAAUACUUACCUAUUUAACUGUUGUCUCCCUUCAUAUAGCCACGAGUACAAUAACGGAGUGUAAUUCAUAUAUUUUGUUAAAUUUUAUUGUGUGAGGAUGUUAAUUAGGCCUUUUACACUAAGUAGGCUUACCAUAAGCUGGGUGUUAUUAAUAACAUUAACACCUUUAAUUCUAAGACGUCGGCAAUCGACAAAAGUAUUGAGACAAUAAAUGUCAAUAAUCUCUGAUCAAUUACUGAUAUUACCACAGAACUUGUAUCCAUCAGACAACCACGUAAUAAAUAAUUUUUCGUUCGAAUAAGCCUUAAAACAUCUAAAUAAUAUAUAUAGAUACUAAUGUUAAAAGUAAAUAUGGCGAAAUACGUUUUAAAUCUUAAACAACAGCUUACGGUAAGCCAGUCACUGUAAAUUUUCAUCAUAAAACGUUGAAUAACUAUAAAAUUAUAAUAAAAAUUGUUAAAUGUUAAAAACGCUGUGUACAAAUUAAAGUGCACUUCAUCAAACAUUACAUAUGGCCUUCGUUCUCAAACAAUUUGUUGUAAAUUCCAAAUGGGCUGUGAUAUAAAAACUUAUAAACUAUAUCAACAAAGUAUAAUCUCAUGUACAGAACGUUCGUCAUUGCGUUGUAUUUUAUUUUUGUUCUAAUCGUGGCUUUGAUACUAAAUUGUAAUUGUAAAUAAACAUGGAGACUAAAUUUGUUGCUACGAAAGAAUUUAAUCGAAUUACCUUAAGUAUCUAGAUAGUUACCAAACUAUAAAAUACCUCACUAGCGAGAUAAAUUCAUUCAUGUGGCAACAUUUUUAAAUUUACCUUGCAAUUUGAUUAAACUUAAAUUGCAGGGUUUUAACUUGAUCCAUGGGUACGUCAAUUCUUAUAGCAUGUUAUAAUAUUAAUUUUGAUGAGUGUCAUGUUUUGUACGUCAUUUUGUUGUAACGUACCUAUUCGUGUUAGAAUGUUAAAGGUGUAAACAAUUAAUGUGGCCUGUAUCCAGGGAGUCAACAGAGACUUAGGACGCAAGCUAGUGUUAAUUCUUACUAAAACAAAAAUAGUUUCGUAAUCAAAAUGUACCAAUAUAAAUAAACAUAAUAAUGAAAGUUUAGAUGUAAUACGUGCGCGUGGGCGGUACCUAUCUAGACCAGAGCCAGGCUGCGACCGGCUGCUAUUAAAAAAUAAUUUGAUAUGCUAUAAAUAUGACAUUCUUCACUCAAAUUUAUAGCAUUAGAUAAUUAAGAAUGUAAAUAAACAUUGAGUAUUUCAAGCUGUACUUAGUUAUACCAAAUAUUUCGAAAUUGAUGCCAUUUUAAUGGUUCUAUGUACUAAUAUCAUGUUUGAGUACAUCAGGUAUCAUGCAGAAAUGCCUCAAAAUUAUUUAGCUUCUAUACCUUUAAAAAAGAGCAUAAAAUACGUAAAUACAGAUAGCCUAUCAGUCGCUACGUAUUUUGAAUACUAUUAUAGGAUAUAAAUUUAUAUUUUAUUAUUUAGAUACACGCUUCUAUGUCAAAAACUGUAAAUUUCCGUCCGCUCAUGUUUGACGCAUGAUUUAAUUGCCUUUACUUUAACGGAAGUUAAGCUAUUUCUGCAUAAUACUAAUAAUGUAGCAGGUUUCGUGUAUGAUAUGAACACACGCGGUCUUCACAAACCGUUGGGAUCCAUCAGUAUGGAGACGAGAGAGAGGUGAAUAUUCCGUGUGUCCAGAUCAUGGGCGGUGGUGUUACCCUAGCCGCCUCUAGUCAAAUAUUAACUCAACAUAAACAUAGAUUUUUAUAUUUACACAAAAUAAUAUAUGAAUUAUAUUGAGAUAGUGUUUUAGAUUUAGGCGUUUAUGAUUUGAUGGAUAAGCUCUGUAUAUUAAUUGGAUCGUGAUAUUCGAUUCGUGUUUGAUUUCCGACACGAGUUUUUGAAAACAUUCACGGCUCGUGAAAAUCCUGGCUAAUACAAGCUUGGGAUCAAUCGAAUAUCGCAAUCAAGCUUUCUAUUAUAAUUCUAUAGAAAAUACUUAUAAAUUAUUAUCAAUAUUUAAACAUAGAUUUCCUAGUUCUUUUAUCUUAAACUAAGUAAUAGUGCAAUACGUUGUUAAGCUUUUUAAAUUGUUUUCGAGCGUUCUUAUAUUUAAUAGUAGCGCCAUUUAUGUCCCAUUAUACCUACUUUUUGUUGAAUAAUUAUAUAAAAUAAGUUAAAUAUUUAGAUCUCGUAAAUUAGCCGAGUAGAAGGCGUUUUACACGAGACGAUUUAUGUCGUGCCGAUGCAUUGCAAAUGGUACUUAAGUUGUUAGUACUUAUUAGUAUUUAUUACAUGCGAUUUCCGUCGCAUUUUGAUCAUUUAUUUUGUCAGAGUCGAGUUCGUGUUGAACUUACGACACGGGAGACGUUAUAACUUGAGUGUAGAGAGUCCGGCUAGCGUCGAAGUCGAACGUUUUGGUUAAUAAAUUGAUGCCAAAUGGGAACGUAUACUUAGUACAUAUUAUAUAAGUAUAUCAAUAUCAUGAGAUAAGGUAGAGGUAAAGGGUCGGAUGGCUCGCUGACCUGCUGGCGGUCUGAUUGUACAGAUAACAUAGUAUUUAUAGUAUUAUAUUGAUCAAUCCAAACGUUACGCAUCACUCAUUAGAGGGAAAUUGUGUCCUUUCCGAAUAUCUAAUUUAAAAAUGAUCGCCCGUUAAGUGAUUCUAGGAUACAGGGUAUGCUUUGCAACGUAAUGUAUUUCACGUAGAUGGCGAUAGUGAUUGGCGAACUUUCUCAUUCCGGCGCUUGAAAUCAUUGACGAAAUGGCAGUAAGUGUAUGCUUCAUUCACAGUAUAUACUUAUACCGGCACUUACCAUAUACCUUUACUUACUAUGACGGCAAAGGCGCCCGCGCCGAUUCACUUUCGGGUCCACUGUUAUGUAGCCUAACGCAAAUUUUAUACUCUCGUAAACUAUCGUAAAUUAAAUUGUCAUCGUAUUUGAUGGAUUAUCUCAUUAGAAAAUUUAUACUGUCUCACACGCACGGCGAAUGUAGGUACUUUAUAUAGGUAUACUGUACGAUAUGUACCGAUGUUUGAUGAUUGGAUUAAUAAUUAACAAGGUUGAAAUAUUGAAUUUGGAACCGUCGCGGUCUUAUCACACAAAUAUAACGCGUUUCUUAAUUUUCUUCUUUCAUGUCGUUGGUACACGAUCAAUUAUGCCAUUUCUAGGAAAACAAUAAUGUUUGAAAACGACCUAGCUAGUAAGAUGAAUGCCAAUACUUUAAAUCAUAAAAACUUAGGGUUGAAAUUAAUUAAUCAUAAUAAUAUAUGUAUAGGUAUCUAUUUAUAUUAUUACUUAACAUAAUAUGGAGAGAGACGCAUAGUGCUUUUAUAAAAGUAGAACUUAGUAAAGAUACGAGACGAUCUAGUCAUUAUCUUUUAUCUCUUUCUUUUAUUUAUUUUAAAAUCUUUCGCUUAGCAUAGUUUAGCUUCAAGCACGCACUAAUUUAUCUACAUUUAAUUAAUUUUCUUUUACACUCUUAACGUAAGUACCGGAAGUAAUUGUAAAAACAUUGGCUAUUGUAAUAAGUUAUCCAGAAUAUUGUUUCGUGUUUUAUAUUGUAUAAUCAAUCGUAGAAUAGAUAAAGUAGUUACGGAUAAUAUCGUGGUUGGACACCAUCUGUGUCGGUAUUGAGUAGGGAGAAUCUAAUAUUAGAUGUUAGAGCUACUUGACAAGAAAAACUAUAAACUAACCGCCGUCCGAAAACAUUUCGAAAAACUUAUCAUCUCUUGUCUACGUGUAAUUUGUUUUGAAUACUGGAUCCGUUACUCACUAAUAGCCUAAACACAUGAUCGGACUUGGUCCGGCCGAACCAUCGGACGCGGUCCGGUAGCGGACCAAAUUUGAUGGUAUGUCACAUUGUCCAUUGCCCAAAAUUAUUAUUAUUACCGCCCGAACUGUAGUCCGGAGGCGAAACAUCCAAUGUUCCCGCCGUACCAAAUCCGACCAUGUGUCCAGGUUAUAAGCCUGUGCUAUAUUAUUAUAAUGAUCAUAGUUUUUUGAUUUGUUACGACGAACUGUAAAUACACAAUGUUAAAGUAAUAUGACGUCAUAUCUCUAAUUUAGGAGCUUACUAGCCUUUUUCCUCGAGUCUUCUCGGGCGGGUGACAGGGUGUCGCUGUUUAUAUAUCUAGUAGGAAAAACUACAAAACCAUUUUUAAUAAAAUGCAUCCUUGAUACAAGUCCGUUCUAGCAGUCAAUAUAAAAAUAUUGCACGAAAUAUUUUUCGAAUUGCGAUUGCUAUAAUUAAUUUUCUUCGAUUCCAAAUAAUUCAUUCGUAAUUUUUAUAAAAACAUUCUUAAAUCUACCAUUUGUGAGUUUUGAAACUAUUUGUUACAUAAAAAGUGCUACUGUGUAACACAGUAAGCGAUAUAAACAUCUGAUAAAGCUCUUCAAAUAACACUAUAUAUACUAUUACCUACAUUUAUGAUUAUGUCCAAAUGUUAAUCAUUAAUGUAAUAAUUGCUAGAUUUUAUUACUCAUGUCGUCUGAAAAUACAUUGUUCUGGAUAACUUAUGUUAUACCUACUAGUUAGACAUUAUUCAUCCCUCUUCCUUAUCACAAACUCUUCAAACAAGUGAAAGUAAACCCUUGAUGCACUCAGAGCAUACACGAGGUACAUUCAAUAUGGUUCACACACAUAGUGUUAGUUAAAUUUAUAAAUAAAACGAUUCUGUAAUACGAGACAUAAUGGUAUUAACAGUUGCCUAUUUUACGAAAUAUUUUUUUUUUAUAGAGUCGAAAUAUAUUAUAUGUUAAACUAAAAAUGAAACUUGUUCCUUGUCGUGGAAAUCUGGUAAAUUCGAUUGAUUUGAUAGCAUUAAUGAUAAUCUAAUACAACAAUAUAACUCAAGACAAUAAACAUAUAAAACUACAAUUCCUACUUAUAAUAAUGGAUGAACACAGUUUAAAAAUUAAAUGAUGUCAAUAUUUUAUUAACUGUUAAUCUACGAAUAACCAAAUUGAAAAUAAAACUUAAGCACGAGAUUGUAGUUCACAUUGUCUUACUACAACUGUUAAUUUAAAUAAAUUUAAUAAACUAAUGCCCACCAUGUGUCUAUUAUGUAAUUCAAUUCAAAGUCGUAAAAUGACUACUGUCUUAUCUAUAUCAAAAACGAAACUCCCAGACUGGCUUGUUUCAUUGUCGGGGCAACUGUGUUACCCAUUACGGGCAUAAGGUAUUAUUUUCCCUAAAAUACAUUGAUAAUGAGAACAAAUUGUUUCCUUAUAAAUAGUGUAAAAUAUGAUACCUCAGUAGGUGUCUGUGAUAUACGCUUAUAUUAUGUCCUUUAUGCUCAAGAACACAUCCUUGAACCUGGAGCUGGUUAUAUUUCCCGCAAUCGUCUCAGUUAGCACUCUACAUCCAAAUAGUUAGGCUAAAUUGAACGUUGAAGUAAACUCAAUGUUUGUAUCUAUAUUAAUAAAAUGUAUGUCUAGACGAAUGAAAUUUAUAAAACGAUUUGUAAUUUAUAAAUAUUAGGUACUUAUCAAGAACAAUCAAAGUCAGUGGUUGUGUUUAUGUUCUUGCUAUGCUUGCAACAUAAUUAUGUGCAACUUUCCUACCGGUUUGGGCUGUAAACUGUGAUGGAUUGAGCCAUCUCCCAUGACCAAAACAAAUAGUUAUUAGUGGUUAAUAUGUUAUAUUGACAUAGGCGUCAUCACGACUGUACGAUAGGUACAGUAUUUAUAACAUUACAAUGGCCUUUAAUUACUUUGCCUACCUAACUUCUGAUGAACUAAAUUUUACUGCACUGCACUCAAUUAGCACCGUAUAAAAUUAGUUUGGCUUUAAAAUUAAUCGAAUUGUCAAACUAAUUCAAUUCAAAUGACAGCCAUCGUGCGGAAAUGUCAGUUUGGAUUUAUCAUGCUACGGCCACACUACCUUAACGUCUACCGGCAUGUGCCGCAAAAACUGUAUUACAACUACGUAAUGCUUUAAUUAAAGCCAUAAGUGACUAUUAUCAACUACGUUAGUGUGGCCAUGGCGUCAGCUGUGAACGACCCACUCAUAAUAUAGGUACUUUGACUUUAAGAGAGUACAAACAGAUUUGUUAUUUUAUUGCUACAAUCUUUAGAUUAAAAAAUUGGUGUAAUUUAGCUAGUUGAUUGUUUAUAUUGACACGGUUCGAGAGUUUUAGUAGAAUGAUUCUACUUUGUUGUUUAAAUUUAACAUAAAUCGUAUCCGUGUCGGAUAUCUUGUAUCACAACAUUUAGUCCUAGAUAAUAUUGUAUUUAUUUUAAGUUCAUUUCCUUCAUUUCAUUCACCAAUGAUAGGUCACAGUUUCUUUAAGGCAGCUGUCAAAUGGCACAAACACAAUAUUUAUAAUGUGUGCUUAUCCUACCGAUUGUCCAUGCCAGCUGACAUUUGAAAUAAUGUUACAAUUACUUAAUAACACCAGAAAGGUUUAUAAAAUAAAUCCAGAACAGAUCAUACUUUUUCAUACAAUUUCCGCAUAAGUGUUGCACGUUUCAAAUGUCAGAAGUUAACUUAAUUAAGUAAGUACUAGAUAAUCAAUAAAAUGAAAGUUCCCUUUAAAGCAUUUUAUAGCUAGGCUAUUCGUAUAUCAUAAAAUAAUAUUGUUAUAUUUUGCCAAAGAUUUCUAUUGUAAGAUAAUUACAAACAUCAUACAUCGCUAGAUAAUAGCGAUUCAUUACUAGUGUAACUCGAGUGAUUGUCGGCAGGUGAAUACAAUAUAUUAUGUGGCGUUAUUUGAAACUAAUACAAUAAUAAUUUGCCUACUUUGCAUGUUUAGUUCAUAAACCUAUUAUCAAGUUAUGUAUCAGACGUAUUUCGAAACUAAAUAACUAUUCAAUUAUUUAUUAUUAUACACUUAUUACGUUUAGUAUGCUAGAAAUAUGAGGAAGGAUAAUAAAUAAUUUUAAUUAUAUUAA
Molecule: messenger RNA, 9178 nt
Organism: Leptidea sinapis
Lineage: Eukaryota; Metazoa; Arthropoda; Insecta; Lepidoptera; Pieridae
Gene: bru3
Product: CUGBP Elav-like family member 4
Exons: 14
Coding region: 301-1659 (452 amino acids)
Biological process (GO): mRNA splice site recognition; regulation of alternative mRNA splicing, via spliceosome
Cellular component (GO): cytoplasm; nucleus; ribonucleoprotein complex
Molecular function (GO): mRNA binding
Source: RefSeq, a predicted model, not a curated record